Musa acuminata AAA Group (dessert banana) is the source of this 459-nucleotide messenger RNA. Its product is annotated as probable metal-nicotianamine transporter YSL12. Lineage: Eukaryota; Viridiplantae; Streptophyta; Magnoliopsida; Zingiberales; Musaceae. Gene Ontology annotation, molecular function: oligopeptide transmembrane transporter activity. The record is from RefSeq and is a predicted model, not a curated record. The transcript has a single exon. Gene Ontology annotation, cellular component: membrane. Bases 1 to 459 code for a protein of 152 amino acids.
AUGGAGGUGGAGAUGAGGAUGGAGGACACGGGAGAGGGCGGCGGGAGGAGGAGGGCUACGACGAAGGCGGAGGAGGAGGAAGCGGUGGGAUUGACAGAGGCGCCGUCGAUCGAGAGCGAGUUCGACGGGGAGCGGGUGCCGCCUUGGCGGGAGCAGUUGACGGCGCGGGCCUUCGCGGUGAGCCUGGUGUUGGGGGCGAUGUUCAGCGUGAUCGUGAUGAAGCUCAACCUCACCACCGGUGUCAUCCCCUCCCUCAACGUCUCCGCCGGCUUGCUCGGCUUUUUCUUCGUCAGGACCUGGACGGUGGCGCUCGGCAGGGCGGGUCUCCUCCGCCUGCCCUUCACCCGCCAGGAGAACACCGUCAUCCAGACCUGCGUCGUCGCCACCUCCGGCAUCGCCUUCAGCGGUAAUCCCCUCCGCCUCCUUAUCGUUAGCUGCUUUCCAACCAUAAUUACGUAG